Molecule: messenger RNA, 924 nt
Organism: Fusarium verticillioides 7600
Lineage: Eukaryota; Fungi; Ascomycota; Sordariomycetes; Hypocreales; Nectriaceae
Product: guanylate kinase
Exons: 2
Coding region: 169-750 (193 amino acids)
Biological process (GO): purine nucleotide metabolic process
Cellular component (GO): cytosol
Molecular function (GO): GMP kinase activity
Source: RefSeq, a predicted model, not a curated record
UAGCAUUUUCCCAGGGCACGAUGCAGUGGUUUCUAGGUUAUGCGAAGCGCAACUCAAACUUGUUAAUAUCCAGUACAAAAUCCUUCUCGCAGGUUCCAAAGUAAGCACCUCCAACUCGCCUCUUCCCAUUACGUUUGUUUAACGAUUUGCUCUAGACGCUCCUUCGCAAUGGCUUCUCCUUCGGACCGUCGACCCCUCGUCAUCUCUGGACCUAGCGGUGUCGGAAAGGGCACGCUGAUCAAGAUGCUCUUCGGCCGCCACCCAGAUACCUUUACUCUUUCUGUGUCGCAUACUACUCGUAACCCUCGCGAGGGUGAGACCGAUGGCGUUGAGUACCACUUUGUCACCAAGGAUGCGUUUCGGGAUUUGAUCGCCAAGGACGGCUUCGUCGAGCAUGCUCAAUUCGGAAGCAACCUCUACGGAACGAGCAGGGCGACCAUCGAGGAGCAGACAGCCAAGGGCAAGAUUGUUGUUCUGGACAUCGAGAUGGAAGGCGUAAAGCAAGUUAAGGCCUCUUCCAUCGACGCACGCUACGUAUUCGUCUCGCCCCCUGAUACUGAAGAGCUCGAGAAGCGACUGCGCGGCCGCGGCACGGAGACCGAGGAGAGCAUCCAGCAGCGCUUGACACGUGCGCAGGAUGAGCUUGCGUGGGCCAAGAAUGCCGAGUUUGACAAGAUUCUCGUCAACGAUGAUUUGGAGAAGACGUACCAGGAGCUCGAUGCUUUUGUCUACAGUGAGAAGACCAACUAGACUGGAGUAGAUGGGAGAUUAUUUGAAGUUUGACACGCGGUAUGCGACGUCUGUGGGACCCGGUGUAUAGGGUAGCGCAAAAGUAUAAACGAGAAGCAUGAUAGACCUACAAUGAUCAAUGAUUAUACCCAAGAAAAAUUGAGCCUAUUGAGACUGGUGUAUUAUGGUAUGGAU